AUGAAUCAGACAGACAAAAACCAACAAGAAGUUCCUUCAUACCUUAUUGAUGAACCACCAAAAGCUUCAAUGAAAGACCAUCCACAACAGCAGCCUGGCAUGUUGUCCUGUGUAACUGGUGGCAUAUUCAAUGUGACAAAAGGAGCAGUUGGCAUCACCAUUGGUGGUAUGGCUUGGAUUGGAGGGAAGAGUCUGGAGGUGACCAAAACAGCUGUUACCACAGUGCCUUCCAUGGGCAUAGGGCUGGUCAAAGGAGGGGUGUCUUCUGUGGCUGGUGGUGUCAUAGCUGUCAGGUCCGCUAUUGUAGACAAAGUGCCCUUAACAGGAAAAAAGAAAGAUAAGUGA
Messenger RNA from Trichosurus vulpecula (common brushtail), 345 nucleotides. RefSeq names its product transmembrane protein 263-like. Lineage: Eukaryota; Metazoa; Chordata; Mammalia; Diprotodontia; Phalangeridae. The record is from RefSeq and is a predicted model, not a curated record. The transcript has a single exon. The coding region runs from base 1 to 345 and encodes 114 amino acids.